GACUUAACGUACUUCACUAAAAAGGAAGUCCUAUACGCGCAUCAGAAAUUCAAGGCACUAGCCCCGGAGAAGGUUGGACACAACAAGAACGCGAAGCUGCCGAUGUCCAAGAUCCUGCAGUACCCCGAACUGCGGGUGAAUCCUUUCGGCGACAGGAUCUGCAAGGUCUUCAGCUCCAGCCAGGACGGCGACUGCACGUUCGAGGAUUUCCUGGACAUGAUGUCCGUGUUCAGCGACGCUGCUCCGAAAGCCGUGAAGGCCGAGCACGCGUUUAGAAUAUUCG
Messenger RNA from Wasmannia auropunctata (little fire ant), 283 nucleotides. Its product is annotated as calcium and integrin-binding protein 1-like. The record is from RefSeq and is a predicted model, not a curated record. Lineage: Eukaryota; Metazoa; Arthropoda; Insecta; Hymenoptera; Formicidae. The annotation marks the transcript as partial. The transcript has 2 exons.